This is a messenger RNA of Penicillium griseofulvum, 2916 nucleotides long. RefSeq names its product Cystathionine beta-synthase, core. Gene Ontology annotation, molecular function: structural constituent of ribosome; IMP dehydrogenase activity. Gene Ontology annotation, cellular component: ribosome; cytoplasm. Gene Ontology annotation, biological process: translation; GTP biosynthetic process. The record is from RefSeq and is a predicted model, not a curated record. The transcript has 7 exons. Lineage: Eukaryota; Fungi; Ascomycota; Eurotiomycetes; Eurotiales; Aspergillaceae. Bases 1 to 2916 code for a protein of 971 amino acids.
AUGCCUAUCACUGCCGGUGACGCAGCACCUGGUGCCGCCAUGAAGGCUGAGAUCGCCGACUACGCCAAGGCCAUGGAGGUUUUGGAUACCUAUACCACCCGUGAUGGUCUUGAUGCCGAUACCCUGCUUGACUCUGACAAGCACGGUGCAUUGACCUACAAUGAUUUCUUGAUCCUGCCUGGUUACAUCGGCUUCCCCGCUUCCGAUGUCUCUUUGGAUACCCCUGUUACCAAGCGUAUCUCCCUGAAGGCUCCUCUUCUGUCCUCACCCAUGGACACUGUCACUGAGCACAACAUGGCUAUUCACAUGGCUCUGCUCGGUGGUCUGGGUGUUAUCCACCACAACUGCUCCCCCGAGGACCAGGCAGAGAUGGUUCGCAAGGUUAAGAGAUACGAGAACGGUUUCAUUUUGGAUCCCGUUGUCAUCUCUCCCAAGGCCACCGUUGGUGAAGCCAAGGAGCUGAAGGCCAAGUGGGGCUUCGGUGGUUUCCCUGUCACUGAGAAUGGAACCCUCAAGUCCAAGCUCGUUGGAAUGGUUACCUCGCGUGACAUUCAGUUCCACACCAACGAUGACGAGCCCGUGACUGCCAUCAUGGCCACGGAUCUUGUCACUGCCCCGGCCGGUACCACCCUGGCCGAGGCCAACGAGGUUCUCCGUCAGUCCAAGAAGGGAAAGCUCCCCAUCGUUGAUGCCAGUGGCAACAUCGUCUCCCUGCUUUCCCGCUCCGAUCUGAUGAAGAACCUCCACUACCCUCUGGCCUCCAAGCUCCCCGACUCCAAGCAGCUGAUUUGUGCCGCUGCUAUUGGUACUCGUGAGGAGGACAAGAAGCGUCUCCAGCUUCUCGUCGAGGCUGGAUUGGAUAUUGUUAUUCUGGAUUCCAGCCAGGGUAACUCUAUGUACCAGAUCGAGAUGAUCAAGUACAUCAAGAAGAACAUGCCCGAGAUCGACGUUAUCGGUGGUAACGUCGUCACCCGUGAGCAGGCUGCUGCUUUGAUUGCCGCCGGUGUCGAUGGCCUGAGAAUUGGCAUGGGCAGCGGUAGUGCCUGUAUCACCCAGGAGGUUAUGGCUGUCGGUCGUCCCCAGGCCGCUUCCGUGCGCAGCGUUGCAUCCUUUGCCGCUCGCUUCGGUGUCCCCUGUAUCGCCGAUGGUGGUGUCCAGAACGUUGGCCACAUCGUCAAGGGUCUGGCUAUGGGUGCUAGCACCGUCAUGAUGGGUGGUCUCCUUGCCGGUACCACCGAGUCUCCCGGUGAGUACUACGUCAGCAACGAGGGCCAGCUCGUCAAGGCCUACCGUGGUAUGGGAAGUAUCGCCGCCAUGGAGGACAAGAAGGCCGGCGGUGGCGGUAAGGAUAGCAAGGCCAGCAACGCUGGUACCGCUCGCUACUUCUCCGAGAAGGACCGCGUCCUUGUUGCCCAGGGUGUCGCUGGAUCCGUCCUCGACCGCGGUUCUGUCACCAAGUUCAUUCCUUACCUUGUUGCCGGUGUCCAGCACUCCCUGCAGGACAUUGGUGUCCAGAGUCUGACCGCUUUGCACGACGGUGUCAACGACGGCACUGUCCGCUUUGAAAUGCGCAGUGCCAGCGCCAUGACCGAGGGUAACGUCCACGGUCUCCACAGCUACGACAAGAAGCUUUACUCCGUGCUCCUUGUAUCUUCAAAGAAUGAGAUCCUUCUUCUUCAUCGCGUGAAGACCUCUACCUCCUUUGCAUCUGCCCAUGUCUUUCCGGGCGGCAACUUAUCCAGCCAGGAUGGUAAAUGCCCGCCGCCCGGAGACCUAGCGCGGCAUGAUGAUUCCCCUAGUUACCGGCGUGCAGCGAUCAGAGAACUCUUUGAAGAGAGUGGAAUUCUUCUAGCUAGAGACCGCAACUCUGGGAAGAUGCUAGCUGUCGACGAGCCUAUCCGAGAGGAAGGCAGACGACUCAUUCAUCAGAACAAGACCACCUUUGAUGAGUGGCUGAAGCAACAAAGCGCUGACGCUGAGCCUGAUAUAGGCCAAUUAAUUCCCUUUACUCGCUGGGUUACGCCAACCAAUGUCCCCAAGCGAUACACUACUCAGAUGUAUCUGUAUUUCUUGCCUUUGCCGGUCAAGGUGGAUAAGAGGCUUCUAGAUCAACUCCCAGCAGAGGGCGAACGCGAGGAACAUGAGAUCCCAACGAGCGAUGGUGGCAUUGAGGUUACGGAGGCCCAGUUUCUUCCAGCCUCGGCGUGGGUUAGUCGUGCUCAGAAGGCUGAGAUCAUUCUAUUCCCGCCACAGUUCCUCCUUUUGCAUUUGGUGUCAGGAUUCCUGGACAAGGAACCUCGUGCAGGUGCUUCUGUUGAAGAGAUGGAGAACCGUCGUCAAGCGCUUGUCGACUUUGUUCAUUCGGGCUCUCCCCCAUGGACAGAUAAAUGCAUAUCCCCGAAAAUGAUUCACAUGACCGGUGAUGGGCGAUCUGUGUUAGGUCUCAAUGAUCCUGGGCCUGAGCUGAAAGGGUCUUCCAGGCGAGGAGAGCCCGACAGAGUGGUUACUCUGCGGUUUAAGAAAGGAAGUGCACGAGAGGUGGCUGUGGGAUGGAAGAAGGAUGUGUUACAGGAAGAGAGGCAAAAGAAAAAACCCUCCACCUCCAACCUCACCGUCGCCCGUCAAAACCUCAACACCAAACCCGCCAAAAUGGAGAACGAAAAGGGAGAGAUCGUCGAUCUCUACGUGCCUCGCAAGUGCAGCGCCACCAACCGCAUCAUCAAGGCCAACGACCACGCCUCUGUCCAGCUCUCCGUUGGCAAGGUUGACGAGAACGGUCGCUACACCGGCGAGAACCAGACCUACGCUCUUUGCGGCUUCAUCCGUGCCCGCGGCGAGAGCGAUGACUCCUUCAACCGCCUUGCCCAGCGUGACGGUUACCUCAAGAACGUCUGGACCGCCUCCAGCCAGCGCUAA